Penicillium cosmopolitanum is the source of this 1194-nucleotide messenger RNA. Its product is annotated as HNH endonuclease signature motif containing protein. Lineage: Eukaryota; Fungi; Ascomycota; Eurotiomycetes; Eurotiales; Aspergillaceae. The record is from RefSeq and is a predicted model, not a curated record. Bases 1 to 1194 code for a protein of 397 amino acids. The transcript has a single exon.
AUGGCCGAUGAUCAACAUAUCUUCAGCGAGUUUCUUGACCUACAUCGUCAGAAGCUGAUACGAAACAUUAUACAGCAAGAUGUCGAACUUGCCGAAAUUCCUCGCUCCAUGUUCUUUCCCUUAUGGUUUUCAGAUAUUACUGUCCUCGAGAAACUUUCUGCGAUCAGAAAUACCGACGCGACGGGUUUUCGCUUACGAACCUUGCAAUUAACCACUCUGAGAUGCGAGAACUGGCCUAGAAUCUUCGCUGCCGGGAAGCAUGCCCCGAAGAACGAACUGUCGCUCGUUGAACCCACGCUCGUUGAACCCGCCCUCGUUGAACCCACGAAAGUCCAGGAUAGGCGGAAGAGACCCAGAGCCCAAUCGUCAUCCAUAGAUCCCGAGCCCUAUUGCCAGACCAGCCCUGUGCGCCCUCUGCGCUCUUCCAAGCCUCUCCGCAGCAGCCCAGCCAAGCAUGCUACCCUCCAACGGGAUGAAAACAAGUGCAUCCUCACAAAACAUGGUCGAACAACCCUCGAGGUUGCUCACAUUGUUCCGUUCAAGCUUCAUAUGACCAAGAGAGCGGCAAGCUGGAACUUUCUGAUAGACUUUUGGGGCGUUGAUAAGGUGAAUGCAUGGCGCGCCGAAAUCCUGGGAAAUGAUGGGGCUUUCAACACGGAGAAAGUACAGAACAUGCUAUGCCUGGGCCCGGCCCUCCACGCAUACUGGGAUAUGCCCAUCUGCGCCUUCCUCCCUAUCUCUAUUAACGAUGAAUUGACAUCAAUGGAUCUUGCAUUUCACUGGUUACCACUGCCAAACAAAUCCAUCCACUCCAAGAACAAGAUCCGAACUAUGGAGCACCCCGAUCCAAAGUACCCAACGGGCUUCUGCGAUGGGCCCGGGGAGAACAUCUUUCUGUUCAAUAUGGAGACCAAGUCAAUCAUCUUGUCGGGGGAAAUAUUUACGAUUACAACGGACGAUCCUAAGGAAAGGCCUCUCCCCUCUUUCCAGCUUCUGGAAAUGCAAUGGAACCUAAGCCGCAUUGCGGCUAUGCAAGGUGCAGGGGAGGACGACGAAAAUGAUACGGACUCAGAUAGCGACAUUGUUUCAGUUUCCUCAAGCUCUCGUUCGCGCUCGCGCUCCCGCUCCCGAUUCCGAUCCCCGGAAAAGGAACCUGUCCAGGCCAUCAAGAAGGAAAACAGUCCACCCCCAUGA